ACCAUAUGUCUCAACAACACAUUGUAUUAGUUCUUCUAUAGUUUGGUAUUUUUCGGCAACACUCACAUUGUAGUGUAAGCCAGCAGCAACAUGCAGCACAUGUCGUCUCCGGUCAGGUUCCGCAGCACUAAGAAAGUUGUCCAAUCUGUCCAUCGAGGACCAGGAGGACACUCAGUUUCCGUACGCCAUGAGGGAUCUGCCUCCCGUGUCUCAGCCUGGCGAACAGAACAAGACAGAAGACCACCAUGAGGCAGACGGGAGCGGGACAGCACCGAACGGCAGACUCCCCAGCCUCCCCGGGACUCCCUCUCUGCCCCGUCCCAUCCCCGUCUACGCUUCUGGAUCCCCGACUGUCCCUCAAAGACCAAUUCGUGUGAGAACUGACGCAGAGUUUCAGCCCCUGCAGCUGAGGAGGCAGUUCGCCUCUUAUUCGUCCAUGGAGCGUCCUCACAGCCCGGCCUCACGUCCUCACAGCCCAUGGGGACGCUUUGAUCCCUAUGAAUCUGCAGAGGAUCAGGAAAAGGACUAUGUUGGUUUUGCCACAUUGCCCCACCAGGUUCAGAGGAAGACGGUGAAGAAAGGUUUCACAUUCACCCUUAUGGUGGCAGGAGAAUCUGGCCUCGGUAAAUCCACACUUAUCAACAGUUUGUUCCUCACGGACCUCUACAAAGACAGGAAGGUUCCCAAUGCAGAAGAACGGAUCAAUCAAACUGUGGGCAUUCUCACACAUACAGUUAGCAUCGAAGAGAAAGGAAUCAAAUUGAGGCUCACCGUCAUCGACACACCAGGGUUUGGAGACUCCAUCAACGAGACAGGAAGCUGGAAGCCAUUAGAGGAUUAUAUCGACAAGCAGUUCGAACAGUACUUCAGAGAUGAGAGCGGACUGAACAGAAGGAACAUCCAGGACAACAGGGUCCACUGCUGCCUCUACUUCAUCUCUCCAUAUGGCCACGGUCUUAGACCUCUGGAUGUGGCGUGUAUGAAGGCCUUGCACAACAAAGUCAACAUAGUCCCUGUAGUGGCCAAGGCAGACAGCUUGACCGAAGCAGAGGUCCAGAGAAAGAAGAUGAAGAUCAGAGAGCAGAUUGAGCAGUUUGGGAUCAACAUCUAUCAGUUUCCUGAGUGUGAUUCAGAUGAGGAUGAAGACUUAAAAAAACAGGAUCAAUUACUCAAGGACAGCAUCCCGUUUGCAGUAAUUGGGAGUAAUGUUCAGGUGGAGAGUGACGGCCACAAGGUCAGAGGUCGAGUCUAUCCCUGGGGUGUGGUAGAAGUGGAGAACCCGGCUCACUCCGACUUCCUGCUGCUGAGGAACAUGUUGGUGAAAACCCAUAUGCAGGACCUGAAAGACCAAACGGGCGAGACACACUAUGAAAAUUACAGAGCCCAGUGCAUCUCAAAUAUGACGCGCAUGGAGUGUCAUGCAUCAGGAUCGCAGCGUGGCAGACUCCUCCCUGCCGCUGGCUGCAGCUGACACCUAGACGCAAAGGCUCAUCG
Molecule: messenger RNA, 1494 nt
Organism: Gymnodraco acuticeps
Lineage: Eukaryota; Metazoa; Chordata; Actinopteri; Perciformes; Bathydraconidae
Product: septin-5-like
Exons: 11
Coding region: 188-1471 (427 amino acids)
Biological process (GO): regulation of exocytosis; cytoskeleton-dependent cytokinesis
Cellular component (GO): septin ring; septin complex; synaptic vesicle
Molecular function (GO): GTP binding; GTPase activity; molecular adaptor activity
Source: RefSeq, a predicted model, not a curated record